AUUCAUUUUACGGGGAAAACUUUGCUGGCAGAUUGAUCCCUCUAAAUCAUUGAGACCAUACUAGCUCAUGUGGUACAGUCUGUCAGACAACCAUGUUUCUGCUUUUUUCUCUUAACACUAGUUCUUCUUCCUAAAGUUGUGCUGCCUUUCCUCCUUUUUUUUUCCUUGGGUUGUUGCCAACCUUGUUAUUCCUCCCUUUCACUUUCCUUCUCUAUCUCCAUCUCAACUUCUCUACAUCUCAGAGCCUCUCUUUGCUCUCGGACUCCUCCACCAUGGAUGCUCAGACUGUUGCUGCUGAUCAUACUUCUGCUACUGAUGAGCAAGUUGAGAAGAAGGAGAAUGAAGAAGGCAUUGGAGAGAAGACUGUUUCUUUGUCAAAUGCAAAUGAAGACGAAGUUGACAAGGCUGAAGAUGCAGCUCCUCCUAUGCCCAAGACAGAAGAAGAAGAAGCUGAGAGAGAAGAGAAGAAGGCCGAUGGUGAAGGAGCAUUAGAGGAAUCUGUUGCAGACAAUCUGAAGGAGAAAAUCAAGGAACUUCGUCCACAUUCACAGCCUCCAACAAUAAUCGAACCAGCCGCAGAUUCUGUGUCAGAGCCUAUUGUGAAUAAAGAAACAAAGCAAGAGAAGCAAGUGAAGGAAGAAGGCAUUCCUGAGGUGUCAGAUAAUAUGAAGCAAGACGAACAGAAGCUCGUUCCUGAUUCAGAGACAAUCAAUGUCAAGGAACCUGACGCAAAUCUUGCUACAGGCAACCCUGAAGUGUCUCAGCCCGCAGAAGCUACUGAGAAAGAGACGCCAAAGAAGCUAGAAACAGAGGAAGAGGAGCAAAGAAAGGCAGUGGUAGCUGAAACCAUAGAUAAUUCAAGUGACCCCGUUGAGGUUAAUCCUCCAAAAGUAUCAAAAUCAGAGGAAGUGAUAGAGACUGAGAAUUUAGAGACAAGUUCUGUCACGCCAGAGCAGGAAAAAUCAGAAGCAGAGAAAGAAGUGGAGAAAGAGGAGGCGGAGCAGCAAAUGACAGUUUCAAUUCCGGAACCUUCAGUUGAGGCCAUCCAAAAACCCAGUGAUGCAACUGUGGAAAAAGCAACAGAAGUAGAAAAAUCUGAUGGGGAGGUAGUGAAAGACAGUAGCGCCCACGAAGCAGGGCCCAAAGAACCAGAAAAUCCAGAACCUGUGGUUACAGAAGUUGAGGAUCACCCCAGUGAACCGGAAAAGCAAACCUUAGAUAAAGAACAAGAGGAGAAAUCCCAGACAGUUAUCUCUGAAAUCGGAGAGAAAGAUGAGGACACGGUUGAGGUUGGACCUCCUGACGAGCCAGAGAUAUUGAAAGAGACUGUGGACACACCAGAGCUCGGGUCUCUCCAAGUGGAGGAAGAGCCAAAAGAACUCUCAGAAGUUGAGAAAAAAGAUGAGGACGUGGAGACUAAACAAGAGCUCGUGUCUGAUGCUGUGGAGGAAAAGCCAAGAGAACUCUUAGAGUUUGAGAAAAAAGACGAUGACGUGUUGGCUAAACAAGAGCUUGUGUCUGAUGCAGUGGAGAAAAAGCCAAGAGAACUCUCAGAGUUUGAGAAAAAAGACGAGGACGUGGAGACUAAACAAGAGCUUGUGUCUGAUGCAGUGGAGGAAAGGCCAGGAGAAGAGGAUUCGAAGGUAGAGGAAAAGAUUAAGGAGGUGGUGACUGAGAACGAACUUGCGGGUGAGUCUGAGGCAACUAAAGAGACCUCAGAUGGUACAAUGAAGAAACAGAAAAUUGACAAGGAGGAGGAAACGAGUCUCACCAUUAACACUGCACAAGUUACACCAAAGGAGGAAGCUGAAGCAGCAUCUGCAAAUGUGGUAGAAUCUUCUCCUGUGACAGUAGAGAAAGUUGCUGAAGAAGAGAAACGUGACAAAGGGGAGGGAAUCAGUGUCGCCACAAACAUGGCACCAGUUGCAUCCAAGGAGGAAGGUGAAGUACCCACUGGAAAUGGGGUGGAAUCUUCUUCUGCAAUUGCAGAGAAAGUUGUUGAAGAAGAGAAAUGUGAGAGGGAGGGAAUUAGUGUCACCGGAAACACAACUCAAGCUGCACCCAAGGAGGAAGCUGAAGCAGGCUCUGCAGCCAAUGGAGUGGAAUCUUCUGUAGAUGAAGAGAAAGUUGUUGAAGAAGAGGGCAAGAAGGAUGAAGUCGAAGGGGUGUCAAAAGAAGUGGUCGGAGUUUCAGAAAAUACCCAACACAUUCCUGUUAAUCGGGAAAUUGAAACCAACCAGACAGAAGAAAAACAGAAUCCUACUGCUCCCAGUGUGGAAGAAAAGAAAGAAUUAAAGGCAUCUGAUGCUGUUGAAGAAUUGUCAAGAGAAGCAGAAGUGCAAGUAAACGAGGCUGUAGAACAAAAGAAUGAAGAGAAGGAAACAACAACUGAAGUAGAAGAAGAGGGUGUGAAAAUGGUGGCCACCAUAAAAGAUAAUCAGCCUGAAGCGGACAAGAUAGAGAAUAAGGUGGAUGAUGGGUCUUCAGUUGUAAGUGAGCCCAUUAGAGAAACUUUGGCAUCUAAAUUUGAAGAAGAGGAAUCGGGUGCAAAGAAAGAACGAGUCGAUGAGCCUGUGAAAACGGAGACUCCGAUUACAGAGGCUGCCACCAAAGAAAGCGAUGCCACGAAAACAGCCAAGGACCUUCCGAGAGAAACUGGGACCAAACAAUCUCAAAAGCAAUCAAAUAACAUAAUAUCAAAGGUCAAACAAUCACUAGUGAAAGCAAAGAAGGCUCUCACUGGGAAAUCCCCAAGCUCCAAGAAUCUCACUGCAGACACCAAAGGCGAUAUUAAAGUCAAAUAACGGUACAUAUGGAAUGGAUUCAGCAAGCUUUCAGAAUUUACAGAGGUGUUGUACUUUUCUCAGGGUUGUGGUGAAUAGCAUAGUUGUUUUUUUCUUAUUGGUUUUGGUUGUAAUUGAAUUGAAUGAAAAGAGUGUGCUGAGUGUAGUGUAAAUAGAAGAUCUACAUAUAGGCCAUGCUUUAAGCACUGCUGAAAUCUUUUUGAUUGUUUGUUUAUGCGUUAUUCAUUUUGGGGAUAUGUAUUGUUGUGUUCUUGAUUGUUCUUAAUAAAUUAUCGGAUCAAUUUAAAA
This is a messenger RNA of Prosopis cineraria, 3092 nucleotides long. RefSeq lists its product as uncharacterized. Bases 273 to 2804 code for a protein of 843 amino acids. The transcript has 2 exons. The record is from RefSeq and is a predicted model, not a curated record. NCBI's taxonomy places the organism in Eukaryota, Viridiplantae, Streptophyta, Magnoliopsida, Fabales, Fabaceae.